Messenger RNA from Parasteatoda tepidariorum (common house spider), 2483 nucleotides. The record is from RefSeq and is a predicted model, not a curated record. NCBI's taxonomy places the organism in Eukaryota, Metazoa, Arthropoda, Arachnida, Araneae, Theridiidae.
CAGAGCUGCGUCAUUUUAUGUUUUUUUAUCCUCACGAUCAUAAAUAUUUACCAAUUGUUUUCGAUUACAGUGCAACAGAGACACAUUUUUUUUUCUUCGGAAUUCAGAGGUAGUUCAUGUAGUAAGUCUUUCCCAAUACAUAUUUUAGUCUAAGAAAAUAUUUAUGUAGCACAUGAAUCUUAAACUAUAUUAUUUCAAUUGAUACUAAACUGCUAAAAUGGUCUUCUGCACAACUUAUGCGUGAUAUUUUCUUGAAUGCAUAGGUUACUCAAUAAAAUACAUUUAUCAGAACGAUGACUAAACAAACAUACGAAAUGACUGAAACAGAGAAAUCAGAUGUGUUAUCAACUAAUAAAAAAGUACCAAAAAAGAUUAGAACCUUCACAUCAAAGCUUAUGAGAAAAAAAUGUAUUUAUAUGGAUAUUCUGGAAACAAAUUUGCGCCGAUGUCUCAAUACAGUGGAUAUCACUCUUCUGGCCGUUGGUCACAUGGUUGGUUCUGGAGUUUAUGUUCUUACAGCUACCGUGUCCAAAAACAUUGCAGGUCCAGCAAUAAUCUUAGCCUUCUUGCUCAGUGGAUUUGCAUCAUUUUUAUCUGCCUUAUGUUACGCUGAACUUGGAGUAAGGUAUCCCAGAUCUGGAUCAGCAUAUUCAUAUACAUAUUUAUCCCUUGGAGAAUUAUGGGCAUUCCUAGUAGGUUGGAACGUUGCACUGGAACACAUAAUUGGAGCAGCAGCUGUAGCCAGAUCAUGCAGUGCUUACAUAGACUCUUUAACUGGAGGUCGCAUCAAAAAUGGAACAAUGGCGCUUGUGGGAGAAAUUCACCAACCAUAUAUGGCGGAAUACAUGGAUUUUCUAGCAUUAGGAAUUUUGAUUUUGUUUGUUGUAUGCCUUUCCUUUGGGAUUCGAAUGACCUCACAUUUGAAUAAUGUAUUUACAUUUGUUAACCUGAGUGUUAUACUAACUAUAAUCUGUGUAGGGGCAUAUUUUGCUGAUAUAAAGAACUGGACAAACCCAGAAACUAAAGGAUUCAUGCCGUUUGGAUUCUCUGGAGUUCUUGCUGCAGCUGCCUCAUGCUUCUAUGCUUACGUAGGAUUCGACUCCAUAGCCGCAGCUGGGGAAGAAGUGAGAGAUCCUCAGCGAUCAAUCCCUAGAGCGACCAUGCUUUCCAUGGGUAUUGCGACAUUUGCUUAUAUUGGCGUAUCUUCCGUACUAACACUUAUGGUCAAUUAUCGAGAUAUUGCUGAAGAUUCUGGCUUGCCAGAUGCUUUAGAUUAUCAUGGUGCUCACUGGGCAAAAAUAGUUGUCAUACUAGGAGCUGUUAGUGGUAUGGCAACUGCGAUUAUUGGAAGUCUUUUUGCAUUAACUAGAAUUGUAUAUGCUAUGGCAGACGACGGAUUGUUGUUCAGCUUUUGUGCAAUUGUUAAUAAAAAAACUAAAAUACCUUUAAAAGCAAUGUACAUUUUUUCGUCUCUGUCUGGCAUCCUCACACUCAUUUUUGAUAUAAACAGUUUGGUGGAAAUGCUUUCAAUUGGCACUUUGUUCGCUUAUCUAAUUGUUAGUGCGUCAGUAAUAGUUAUACGAUAUAGACCAGACACUAGCGGAGAUAUAUCCUCAACUGACCGUGAUGGUAAAGAAUUUCAUGUUCAAGAUCGAGCAGGACAGUUAAAAGAACGUUUUAAGGGACUGAAAAAUUACAUUGACUGUCAACCAGGAAGACUCGUUGUCAUGAGCUUGAUAAAUUACGUGGUGUUCACAUUUCUGCUGUGCGGAUUCGUGAGGAUAUUUUAUGUCAAAAUAGUUAAAGGUGUGUGGUGGUCUAUUACAAUUGUAGUCAUUCUACUCUGUGGUUUCGUGUUAUCUUUCAUCCCUAUAUUACUGAAUAUGCAGUCUUCAAUGCAUAUUAAUUAUAAGGUACCACUUGUUCCAUUGACACCAGCUUUGAGCAUAUUUAUCAACAUCGUUCUUUUAGUUAAUCUUCAAGCAGUGACAUGGUUAAGAUUGUUAGUGUGGGUUAUAGUAGGUUUGUUCAUAUACUUUGGAUACGGUAUUGGACACAGCAAAAUUGAUAAUUCUUCUCCAAAAUCAGUCACAUUACACUCCUCACAAGCAGUAGCGUAUAAUUCAUCUGAAACUGACAUAACUUUUGAAGUUAGCUCAGAAGAAAAAAUCAGAAACUAGGCAUAAAUAUUAUAUAAUAAAUAUCUUCUUAUGAUAUAAAGUUUUCCAAAAUAACGGGUUUUUGGACAUCUGAUAGUGAUUUCAUACUUGAAAUUAAAAAGGGAUAUCCGUAAACAAACUUAAAUUCUUGAUGAAAAGUCUCAUAACAAUGUUUUGGAUCUUAUAUUUUUUUGAGCUUUUGAUGAUUACAUGAGCAUUUGAAGUUAGAAAGAAAAAACCACGAACUAGACAAAAUUCUUUGUUAACAAAAGACUUUUAAGAGUAUUUCAGAUUUCAUAAAUUUUUCAACGUCAAUUGAUUAUA